CAUUCGAUUGCCGUUAAUUUGUCUCAAAUUGUUCUAUUUCAUCCAAAGGAUUACGAAAAGGUGCAAUUCGUUUAAAACUCAAUGCAGGAAUCUUAUGUUAUGGCUCACCAUUUCACCAAAACAUACCGUUGUUUCUAAUUGGGAAGUGCCUCUUUCAGCAACAAAAAAAAAAGAUUAUCUGGUCGGAGACAGUGAAAAUUCAUGGAAGUUUCCUCUUCCAACUCGACAUGCACUCACCCGUUGGGCCUCUAACUACCAAUUCAUAGUCGGUGACACUAUCACAUUUCAGUACAAUAACAAAACAGAAUCGGUACACGAAGUGGAAGAGGAAGACUAUGAUAGAUGUGGAAUAAGAGGAGAGCAUGUAGACCACUACGACGGCAAUACAAUGGUGGUGCUUAAGAAAACAGGAAUACAUCAUUUCAUAAGUGGAAAAAAGCGUCAUUGCAGGUUGGGUUUAAAGCUAGCUGUUGUUGUUAUGGUAGCUCCCGUACUUUCUUCCCCUCCUCCGCCGCCUUCACCACCCACGCCUCGGUCAUCAACUCCAAUUCCUCAUCCUCCGAGACGUUCACUGCCUUCACCUCCUUCACCGUCACCAUCACCUUCACCAUCACCAUCACCAUCACCAUCACCUCGGUCAACUCCAAUUCCUCAUCCUCGGAAACGUUCACCAGCUUCACCAUCACCAUCACCAUCACUGUCAAAGUCGCCUUCACCCUCCGAGUCACCAUCACUGGCACCGUCACCUUCAGAUUCAGUAGCUUCAUUGGCACCGUCAUCUUCACCUUCAGACGAGUCACCUUCACCGGCACCGUCCCCAAGUUCAUCUGGUAGUAAAGGUGGUGGUGCUGGCCAUGGAUUCUUGGAAGUUUCAAUCGCUAUGAUGAUGUUCUUAAUUUUCUAGAUUAUGUUUACGUAUUUGCAUUGAUGUCUUUUGAAUUAAGCUUUGUGACUACAUGCAUAAAUAUUAUGCAAUAUUGUGUGUGGGGUCAAAGUCAAGCACAUUUUCAUUUUGCUUUCAUGUUUCCUUAAUUUUCAUUUUCAUGUAGUAGUUUCUUGUGUGGUUGAUUAGAAUGAUUAAUUUCGCCCUUGAACUACAACGGUUGGUCUUACUUUUCCUUAAUUUUCAUUUUCGUGGGGUUUGUGAGUUAUUCAUUUCUGAA
Molecule: messenger RNA, 1163 nt
Organism: Medicago truncatula (barrel medic)
Lineage: Eukaryota; Viridiplantae; Streptophyta; Magnoliopsida; Fabales; Fabaceae
Product: early nodulin-20
Exons: 3
Coding region: 95-904 (269 amino acids)
Cellular component (GO): plasma membrane
Molecular function (GO): electron transfer activity
Source: RefSeq, a predicted model, not a curated record